AUGUUUUAUGGAACAUUUUCAACAAUAGCAAUAUCACCAUUUUGGAUAACCACUGAACUUCUCAGCGUAGACUGGAAACCGGGUUGUGAAGCUCUAUGCGAUUGCAAAGAUGCUAUCUUAAGUAUCACUCAAAACAAUGUACUUAGUAGUGAGAAAGUCUCUAAACAAUGGAAUUUUCGCAAAUAUACCAGAAUGCAGCACAGAAGUAUGCUGGUUGGUUACUGGACUGAAGGAGAACCAGAGACAGUAACCAUGAUUGUUGAAAUACUGGGUACAGAUCCUAAUUAUGCUUUUCAGCGACUCUGCGAUUCAUCCCCCACAACGGCCCUAUUUCCCAUCCGUCAUUCUCCAAGUCAAACUGCUUACGCCUUCAACAACGGCACUGUGGUGGAGGAAACGGAACUGACAGGCUUAUGUUUCACUGUAAGAAUUGCCUACUCAAAACACAUCAAGCAAUGUCCAUGGUGCGCUUCAUCAAUUAAAUAUCGCUCGAAAACGGAAAUUACAGGCAAUCAACGGUUUAUAGACCGAAAAAGCGCAGCUUUCCCAGUCACCAAAGAAACUCUUAUUGGUGCAGCACUGAUCGGUUUCUCAGCGAUCCUGUUCCUUACUGUGGCAGCCAUUUGUUUUAUUUUUGUCUACAGAAACUCGACGAGACCAGCUCCAACUCGGUUUCCAACGAUCAAUUCAAACAAAAGGGUCGAUAAUACUCAGUGGAAAUGGCACUCCCAGACAAAAGGGAACUCUGUGUUCCCAAGGAUAGACCGCUCUAAACGUGCCUCCCUUAUGUCGCUGGGAAUACACUAUGACGACCCUCAAAGUUCUUCAGAUGGCUAUGUGGCUUUACCUCAAUGA
Molecule: messenger RNA, 855 nt
Organism: Enterobius vermicularis (human pinworm)
Lineage: Eukaryota; Metazoa; Nematoda; Chromadorea; Rhabditida; Oxyuridae
Source: the annotation of a GenBank genome assembly